Messenger RNA from Ixodes scapularis (black-legged tick), 777 nucleotides. Its product is annotated as zinc finger MYM-type protein 6-like. The transcript has 3 exons. The coding region runs from base 1 to 777 and encodes 258 amino acids. NCBI's taxonomy places the organism in Eukaryota, Metazoa, Arthropoda, Arachnida, Ixodida, Ixodidae. The record is from RefSeq and is a predicted model, not a curated record.
AUGCUCAGCUACGACGUGGCCAAACAGAUGAAGCCUCACACCAUCUGCGAGACUCUGCCUAUGCCCUGCAUGAAGGACGUCGUCCUUGCUGUCAGAGGCAAAGAGCACGUGAAAAAAUUGGACAAAAUACCAUGCUCGAACGACACCGUAGCCCGGAAUAUCAGAGAAGUGGCAUCUGAUGUGCAGGAUCAAGCAAUUGAAAAAUUAAAGUCGGCUGGGAAGUUUUCUCUUGCCAUCGAUGAGAGCUGCGACGUAUCCGGGAGCCCACAGCUUGUAGCGUUUGUGCGCUUUGUGAAUGGCUCUGUCAUUGCCGAAGAGCUUCUUUGUUGUCUGGAAAUCGUGACCACAACAAGAGGUCAAGACAUUUUCAAUGCCAUUAACAAUUUUUUUGUUUCGCGUGGUCUUCGUUGGGAUAUGUGUGCAGCUGUGUGCACCGACGGCGCUCGAGCCAUGGUUGGAAACAAUGUUCUGUGCGAGGAAAUGGGUGCUGAGCACCAACACCUACUACUGCACACCGAGGUGCGCUGGUUGUCGCGCAAAAAAGUGCUCGCAAGGGUGUUCGAGCUCAGAGAGGAGCUGAGUGUUUCUUUGGCAGAAGAUGGGGCGCUCGGAGAUCCCUUCAAUGACUCUUCUUUUGUGACUAAGCUUGCCUAUCUGUGUGACCUGUUUCAGCACCUGAACCAGCUACAAGGGAUGGGCACAAAUGUUGUCUCUUCUGGGGACAAGGCUCUGGGGCAGUAUCUGGGAGUGACAGAACCACGAUCAUGGCCCAUCUGA